ACAGCUGGCAGGGAGCAGUCAUCAGCGUUGCUGAGGAGCAGGGAGCCAGGCCCAGGCGCACCGUGCCCGUGUGUCUCCUCUCAACUCAACUCAAAACCGGCUGCAGCCCUCUGCAUCGCUGGAGCUGCCUGGCCCUCUCGGUGCUGUGGUGUCUCCUCAGGUGUUUGGGGCUGGUGGUGCUGAGGGAGGGAGAAAACCGAAGUGAAACAGAUCUUCCUGUGUUGUUGGUAGAGCAGAGCGCUGCAUGCCUCUUGAGAAACCCGAUGGGAAGGCCACAGAACGAAUGAACAGUCUGACAUAGGAAUACAAGGAGCCGGGUUAAUGAGCAACGCUGGGUAAUGAGGGCUUCAGGAGAUCUUUUGUCUCAGCACCCAAAGUGCUUCUGAGGAAACAGACAGAAAAAUCAGGGAGGGUGGAAACCUAGCCCUCGUAAUCACAGAAUUGUAGGGCUUGGAAGGGACCUCUGGAGAUCAUCUAGCCCAGCUCCCUGCUAAAGCAGGUUCCCUACAGCAGGUCACACAGGAGAGCGUUCAGAUGGGUGUUGAAUAUCUCCCGAGAGGGAGAGGCAAUCGAUGGGAAAGCCCCAAAGAGGAGUCCUGUGAAGGCCUGGGUGGCACCUAAAAUUGUCAGAAGUCCUACCCCUCACUGGGGUCGGAUCUAGGAUUAUUGACAAUGUGUGUAGUGUCCUCAUGAAUGCCUUCCCGUUGUUGAGGCUUGCAGCUGGUUUUCCUAUGUACCUGACCAGGUUUUGAAGGCAAGGCAAAAGCCAUUAAAAAUUCCAUAUACGUAGGGUUUUUUUGUUUGUUUGCUUAAAAAAAAAAAAAAGCCCAGUUGAAUGUGUGGAUGAAUGGUUGUUUAAACUGGUGAAUUUAAUGAAAAAAAUGAGGAUGUUUGCUGAGUGAGACUCACACUGUGUGAAAUUCUUCGGUGCUCAAUGAGAUGUGUAAUCUAGAUCAAAUAUUAGCACAUGCUAUUUGAGGUAAAACCCAUCAUUCUGUGGAUUGCACUUUUGGGUAACAUUAACGAAGGAUAAGCGGACUAUUCCUUUUAUAUUGGGCUGAUUUAUGUUGCUUCAGUGAUAAGCUCCAUACAUCUAAUAACUGUGAAGUUGGAAUGGGCCUCUCAGGUUGAGGACUCUUGACUUUUAAGUGAUUGCAAACAUAGGAGGAUGAAAGGGAUCUGUGGCUGUUGAGUAUUAUUCUUCUGCUAGAUGGACAGAUGUUGAAUGUGUUGUCAUCUUAGCAGCUCUACUUGUUUUGUGGUUUGGUUUGUGGGGUUUUUUUUAAGCUUUAAUUUGCCAUCUUUUUCCAAGUUUAAGGUUGUAUGUUGAUUUUUUUGUGCGUAUUGAAAUGGCUUAGGAGAAAUUGCUUGUAUUUAAUAAUCACAGUUUUGUGGAAAUAAUAAUGCCCUCAGUUACUUUGUUUAAAUAGGAGUGCACAUUCUCAGACAGUUUCUGUGGAGCAAAACAACACAGCACAAUACAGUGACAAAGUAGAAGGAAAAUUGUUGAGACAACUUGCCACAGUCUAGCCUGAUAAGAUGAGUGAAUUUGCGAUCAGAAACAUGGAUCAAGUAGCACCUGUCUCCAAUAUGUACAGAGGAAUGCUCAAGCGGCAACCAGCGUUUGACACCUUUGAUAGCUCCAACUCCCUGUUUGCUGGCUACUUUUUAUCGCUAAAUGAAGAUCAAACGCUCCAGGAAGUGCCAACGGGAUUUGAUUCUACUUCUUACGAGUCCAACAACUGUGAAUUGCCUCUGUUAACCCCGUGCAGUAAGGCUGUGAUGAGUCAAGCCCUGAAAGAUACUUUCAGUGGCUUCACAAAGGAACAGUGUCGGCUGGGUAUACCAAAUAAUCCCUGGUUGUGGACUGAACAGCAUGUUUGCCAGUGGCUUGCAUGGGCUACCAAUGAAUUUAGCUUGGCAAAUGUGAACAUCCAUCAGUUUCUUAUGAGUGGCCAAGACCUCUGCAACCUGGGCAAGGAACGCUUCCUGGAACUUGCACCUGACUAUGUGGGUGACAUUCUGUGGGAACACCUGGAGCAGAUGAUAAAAGACAGCCAAGAAAAAACGCAGGAUCAAUAUGUGGAGAGCUCUCAUCUCACCUCAGUUCCUCACUGGGUCAAUAAUAACUCCUUAACUGUUAAUGUGGAUCAGACUCCCUAUGGUAUACAGAUGCCUGGGUACCCUAAAGCCCUCAGUUAUCCCAAGCCCAAUCUCCUGAGUGAUAUCUGCCAGACUUCUACAGGACCAAAUCUCCUUAGUCCAGAACAAGACUUUUCAUUGUUCCCUAAAACCCAAGUAGAUGCAGUUAGUGUGAACUACUGUACUGUAAAUCAAGAUUUCACAAGAAGUAAUCUGAACUUGCUGAUAGAUAAUUCUGGCAAACUUAGAGAACACGAAUCCAGUGAAAGUGGUGCAGAAAGCUAUGAAAGCUCAGAUUCAAUGCUGCAGUCCUGGAACAGCCAGUCGUCGCUAGUGGAUUUACAGCGUGUGCCAUCCUAUGAGAGUUUUGAAGAUGACUGUAGCCAGUCCUUGUGUAUGAGCAAACCUACGAUGUCUUUCAAAGACUAUAUUCAAGAUCGAAGCGAUCCUGUAGAGCAAGGGAAACCAGUUAUACCAGCAGCAAUUCUAGCUGGCUUUACUGGCAGUGGACCUAUACAGCUAUGGCAAUUCCUGCUGGAGUUACUGACUGACAAGUCCUGCCAGUCAUUUAUUAGUUGGACUGGAGACGGAUGGGAGUUCAAACUUGCUGACCCAGAUGAGGUGGCACGGAGGUGGGGAAGGAGGAAAAACAAGCCAAAAAUGAACUAUGAGAAACUCAGCCGAGGGCUGCGCUACUAUUACGACAAGAACAUCAUCCACAAGACCUCGGGGAAGCGCUACGUUUAUCGCUUUGUGUGCGACCUGCAGAACUUGCUGGGGUACACAGCGGAGGAGCUGCAUGCCAUGCUGGGGGUGCAGCCCGACACCGAGGACUGAGCCCGACCACCUGGUGCCGCACCAGCGGGGAGUGCUUGUUGGGACUGUGACCAGGAGCCGUCUGCAGUCAGUUCUUCUGGCUGUUCGGAUGGGUGCAACUGUGAUGAAAUAAGGACCUUGACUGAUUUUGUAACGAGGGAAAGUUGGAAGGAAGUGGCCUUAUUUCAUCAGUGGCUUCAGAUGUUGCUGUAUCAGGCGCUUGAGCAGCAUGGAAGUCGAUACAGAUCACAGCUCUGUCACGAUGACACAGAAAGGCUUUAGGGUUAAGCAUUUUGACCACCUAUUCUGCCAUAUAAAAUGCUUUGGCUACUUAAACUGCCAUGUAAUGAUGGGUUGGCUUUAAAACCAAAGGUUGGAUGAAGAAACCGGUGAUGGAGCAGAACAAUUGCUCAGAUUCUUUUUUUAACACGCCAUCGUCUUUGCUUCCAUCUUCUAUCAUGCAAUUUAUUUAAGAAAAACUAAUUUAUUUUAAAAGAGCAGUAAGAAGAAUUGAUAUUAAUGUUUUUGUUCUCAAGCAUGUUUUUUUUAUUAUUACUCCAGAAAUGUGCUGCAUAGGUACAUCAACACCCUGUGUCCGAAACCAGAUGUAGCAACUCUUUUAAAAAGGAAAAACCCUCAUGAGAAAGGAAGGAAAAUCAUACCAUUUCAAUAUUCAGUUUUGUAUAUAUUCUGUGAUUCUUUUUGCAACUCCGUAAUGUUCCUAUUUAACAGAUACUGUAUAGUGUAAAUUAAACUAAUUGUAUGUGUGUGUUUUUUUUUUUUUUUUGGAAAUAGGACGAAUGUAAACCUAUUGAAUGGCUAUUUCAUGUUUGUCUAGGAUAUACAACCUUCUGCAAAUAUUUAAUUGGCCUCGGGGACGACAUAAGUACUGAGUAUGCAUGCAUAUGGUAUGCCGAUGACAUGACACUGGGGGGGUGGGCGCGGUGGGAAGCUGGCUCAGUGUUUUGUUAAGACUGAAGCUGGCAAUUCUUUGUGCAUUUUGGCAUUUUUACAAGAAACUAAUAUUAUAUUCUGGGACAUUAAGGGCCUAUUUGUGGUUUCUUCUUUUAACUGAAAAUGAAAAUAUUAAGAUGGGUAAAAAUAACUUUUUUCCUUUAUAAAUGGCAUAUGUUUUUCAACUUCUAUGCAUGUCCUUUUAAAGAAAACAAAAAAAACAAAUUUAUAUACAAGCCUUAUUUUUUCAGUUGACUUGUCUCUUCUUCCUGCAGUUUAUCCUGUAUGAUUAAGAUAUGAAUUCUAUUUUUGGAAUAACUGUGACUCCUUUUCAGAGAUCAGGAGGGAUUUAUGUAGCAGCUAUUUUUACUGCACAAAAAGAAAAGAAAAAAAAAACACCAUAAAAUAAUUCACUGGAAAAAUGUACUUUGUAAGAAAGCUUUAUUUUUUAUCUGAGCUUGGUGUACGUUUCAAUGUUGUAAAGUGUGAGAGGUUUGAAAACGAGUCCUUAUUAAAACCUCUUGAACAAGGGA
Gallus gallus (chicken) is the source of this 4445-nucleotide messenger RNA. RefSeq names its product ETS proto-oncogene 2, transcription factor (gene ETS2). Gene Ontology annotation, biological process: cell differentiation; regulation of transcription by RNA polymerase II. Gene Ontology annotation, molecular function: DNA-binding transcription factor activity, RNA polymerase II-specific; sequence-specific DNA binding. Bases 1540 to 2979 code for a protein of 479 amino acids. Gene Ontology annotation, cellular component: nucleus. NCBI's taxonomy places the organism in Eukaryota, Metazoa, Chordata, Aves, Galliformes, Phasianidae. The transcript is spliced from 10 exons. The record is from RefSeq and is a predicted model, not a curated record.